AGGAGGCGGCUCUGCGCAGGCACCGACCGCCCCCCUCCCCGAGGAGCUGCGGAGGGAGGACGCGGGUUCAGCGAUGAGGGACGAACCUCAGAGCGCGCUCGGCCGCUCGGCCGCCCGCAGCCGCGGGGCUGACAAACCAGCGGCGGGAGGCUGCGAAGCGGCUGUGCCUGUGGCGGCUGCUCCUUACCGCAGCGCCCUCCGUUUUCCGCGGACACGGCUGGGCGUGCGCGCGCGCGUGCGUGCGAUCCUUCCGCGGCGCCCGGGCACGGAGGGUCCCGGGAAGGGCGGGGGGAGACUGAGGCGGGGGCGCGGAGGGAUACCGCCCCGGGACAAUCACGGCCGCCACGUGCGGGAGGCGCCGGCCGGGCGCGGUGGCGUUGCGGUGGAGGGCCGAGCUUCGGACCUCGGGCCGGCGGAGAGGGUGGACCCCGCGUCGCUCUCGGCACCCCAGGAACAGCAGCGGCACGGACGCCUUGGAGCCCCGCGGCCGGGCCGCGAUGUGCUUUUCUCCUGUGUCCGCUGCCCGGGAUGCGGAAUCUUGAGCCUCGGUGUCGGGUUACAGAGUUGUCCUGGUGACGGGAUGCGGAGCGUUUCCUCCUCUUUGUGGUGGGGGCGGCUGGUGGCAGGGGCAGCUGGUGGCAGGGUUGCCCACGCUAAUCUCCGAGUCUCUAAGGGCACCGUCUUUCCUGGAUCCCUCUUGCGCCUCGUCCAUAAAGGCAGACCCGCGGGCGCGCGCCGGCAACCUGAAAUCAGAGCAGGCGUCCGUGGCGCUCAGGAACCUUGCUGAGCUUCGCCGAUCUUUCAUUGUUGCUUCAUUUGGGUACCAAGGGCCUCUCAUUCUGUGGAUUCUUUGCCUGGAGGAGCCCCCUUAAUGUUGCUAAUCACGUGUGGUUAAAUUGCUCGUGAAUUCCGAACAAAACAAAUAGCGACCUGUGUUACACUGUUUCUUGGUAACUGGGAAAGUUACUGGUGGCUUGAAGUAUACGCAGAAAAUACAAAGAUUAAAAACUAGGGAAGAGUUCACUGAAUGAACACCGUAACAUUUCUGCUCUGCAGGGUAAAAUAAUUUCGGGACCCAGGUCUGGGAAAGAUUUGUAUUAACAAGGUAAACGGUGGGUAGAGUGCCUGAGAAGCUAUUCGUAUCGUCUUUGGUAGCCUCUGGGCACUAGGACUAGACAUGGAAUUAGGGGUCCCCCAACAAUGACUUCAAUUUUAGGUUAAUAGAAACCAUCUGCCACUUAAGGGAAAGAAAGCACCAAAAUGUAGAUAAGUUGAUGUUCACCCUUAAAGUUAUCGUGUAAGGUCAUGAUUUGUAGGAGGAUUAAGGAAUGUAUCUCUGGAAAGGGCAAGAACGUUGCUUUUAAAAGUCUAAUUGGUUCUGAAGUUUUAUAUUUUUUCUGCUGAUUGCUUUAAAAUGUUCAGCUACUAGAGAGAAAAAAAGUACAGUAAAAGAAACCCCCAAGUCAGAGACCUAUCAGACUGAGAAUAUGUAUUUUCUCAUGUUCUAAAGAUACAGAAUACCUGUGUGGUGUAAAAUGUGAGCCAAAAAUUGUUUCAUUUUUGUAAGUGUGCCUCCCACCUGAUUUAAUUACACUUAAUUGUUCUUGUUUAUGACUCUGCCUUUUAUGGUGAUGUUGAUCAUUUUAGUCCUUCGAUCAUAGCACUGUAUCAUCUUAAAAGUUAAUAAUAGAUUACUUGUAACACAGGCUAUGUGAGAAUUCAUCAAGCUGUAUGUACAUUUAUUGUGCUCUUCAUUGUAUGUAUAAUUCAAUAAAUUGAAACAGUAAACAAAAAGGUAAUUAUAGAAAAAAUACAGUGAUAACUUGAAGUAUGUUGAAUUUUUAUUAAUUUACUCUGAAGGUUUUAAGAUAUAAUUUCUAGACGUUACUAUCUUAUUGUUAUAGCACAGAGUUGGAAAUAACUACAUUCUUUUCCUAUUCUUUUAUUGUUGGCUUUAAACAGUGAAAGAAUUUGACCAACAAUAUUUUCUAAUUCAAAUCUCAAAAGAUUCUAAAACACAUUUCUUGGGUAAAAUAUUCACAAAAAUUUAGAAUUCUUGACAUUUUUCUAUAUUUUUCAAAAUAUAAUUCAUUUUAAAUUACUGCUUACUUUUCCAACAUGAUGUUAUUUUUCUAGAAUUGCAAACAGUAAAAUUUAAACAACUAUGAAAAAAAUUCUGUAUAAUAGAUUAAAUUUUACAGUUUCAAUUUUUAGGUUAUAUAUUCAAAGAGAGUCCAUGUGCUGUCUUGGUUUUCAGUACUGUAAUAAAGUAACCUGUGCUUUUUUGUUUGUUUAUUGAGACUCCGUCACCAGGGCUGGAGUGCAGUGGCAUGAUCUCGGCUCACUGCAACCUCCGCUUCCUGGGUUCAAGCAAUUCUCCUGCCUCAGCCUCCCAAAAGUAGCUGGGAUUACAGACACCCGCCACUACGCCCAGCUAAUUUUUUGUAUUUUUUGUAGAGACGGGGUUUCACCAUGUUGGCCAGGCUGGUCUCAAACUCCUGACCUCGUUAUUCGCCUGCCUCGGCCUCCCAAAGUGCUGGGAUUACAGGCAUAAGCCACCAUGCCCGGCCACCUGUGCUUGUUUUCUUUAGAACCAGCUUCCUUGCAUGCUGCUUUAUUUUCCAUUUGUGUACAGUGAUCUCUUCCUAUUUCAUCUAAGUGUUGCUUAUACGUUUCAGAAAGUAUAAAUAGAGGUGGAAUACUGAGCUUUAGUAAUAACAAUAUUGGUUCACUUAAGUCCAAAGGAGUAUCAGUGUGAGAAAAAGAAUUGCCAAUUUGUAUCUUCCUCUACUUUUCUGAGAGUAAGUAAUCCCUAGGAUAAUAAUUGUAAUAUCUGGGCAGAAGUUUAGAAAAGUUGUGGCUGUGUUGUUGAUACAAAUAGCCAGAAUAAUGUAGCCAUUAACAAUCAGUAGCAUAUUUAAGUUUGGAGUGCAUUAUUAUGCAUUCUUUCCAGAAUUAUUUUACUCUUAUUGAGUAAAGCAGAAACUGUGUAGUAAGCCACAUUUAAUGUGUAAGUCAAGUGGUGUCUGAACCACUUGAGUCCAUGUAAAAAUCAUUUGAAAUUUUAGCAAAACACAAACAAAUUAUCUUUAAAAUGUACACAACCUGAUAAUCAUUGGGGGCAGGAUCUAAAACUAUACACAGUAAUUACCCCCAAAUUUAGUAAAACCAUAAUUAACCAUCGGUUAUUUAAAAAUUUCACCGCAUAGUUCAUUUCUGAAAACAGUAUAUGAAUUAUAAAAUCAAUAUCACAGCAAUAAAGUUUAGAAA
Messenger RNA from Pan troglodytes (chimpanzee), 3270 nucleotides. RefSeq lists its product as uncharacterized. The transcript has a single exon. The record is from RefSeq and is a predicted model, not a curated record. Lineage: Eukaryota; Metazoa; Chordata; Mammalia; Primates; Hominidae. Bases 74 to 787 code for a protein of 237 amino acids.